Messenger RNA from Durusdinium trenchii, 2325 nucleotides. NCBI's taxonomy places the organism in Eukaryota, Dinophyceae, Suessiales, Symbiodiniaceae. The record is from the annotation of a GenBank genome assembly.
AUGGCGUUGUGCGCCUGUUCUCGCGAAGCUCCGAAUGCUUUCGAAGACUGGCGAGCUCAAUGGCAUCAGAAGCUACAAGCACGCCUCAAUGAGGACAUGCAGAUGUUCUCACAGAUUUUGGACUCCCUGGCGGCCGGCCAGACCGGCCACCCGAACGACGCGGGAGCCGCCGUGGCGACGGCUCGGCGACAGCGAUCACCGGUGCUCCUGGAGCGUUCCAAAGAGGCGGAGGUGGUGCAGAUCACGGUGGACAAGGACUCUUGCGUGUCCCCUGCAGCCAAGUCCAAGUCGCCCACGCGGCCGGUGCUCUUCAGCACCUUUACAUCCCUCACCGGUGACAGCGAAGCGCGCGAGCUCGCGACCCCCGCCCAGGGCAGCGCGUCGCCGUCGCGCGGCGACAGCGGCGGCGAGGGGAACAACGACGAGGAGUCAAAGCCGAACUCGGAGAAGGCGACGCCGCGGCUGAAGCUGAGUCGGAUCCAAAGCACGAUGUCGGCUCCGGCACGCUUCGUGUAUUUGAGCCCAGAGAGGAAGCGCCACGUGCUACAGCGCAGCGAGUAUUUGGAGAGCAGCAUGACGUCCUCCUACAUGCAGAUCCACGACUUUCAUCCUUUGCCCACCUGGGCGCGUGAGGCCAAAAACGAGCGCGACCCCUCUGCCACCAUCCGCAUCAGCGGCGGCGACUUCGCGGACGACGUGACCGGUGGGGCCAUGGUGAUCCAGGAGCAAGAGUCAUUGGGCUUCCUGAGGCAUUUGAUGAUCUUCCCCAGCAGCCCAAGGAAGAUGACCUGGGACGUCUUUGGUGCUACCUUGAUCGUCUAUGACCUCUUCACGAUCUCCAUGCAAGUCUUUGAUCCACCAGAGACAGACUUUACCAAAAGCAUGCAGUGGCUCAUCCUGAUCUAUUGGACCAUGAACAUGCUGGUCUCCUGCAUGGUGGGCUAUAUCGACAAGGGCAUCUUCGUGAUGGUGCCCAUCAAGGUCUUCCUGCACUACUUGAAGACCUGGUUCAUCAUCGAUUUGGUGGUGGUGGGAUCUGACUGGGCGUUCUCCUUGUCGGAGUCCACCGACAACGCUGGCAGCUCAGUGAAGCUGCUCCGCAGCCUUCGCCUCUUCCGCAUGGUGCGGCUCAUCCGCAUCCUGCGGCUGCGGAAGACCAUGGAGAGCUACCUGGUUUCGAUUCGGGUGAGACUAGUGGAGACCGGAGACACAGGGUGCGUCAGCGACCUGGUGGACUCGGAGUAUAUCAGUAUCAUUGUGAGUAUUUUCAAGAUGCUGGCAUUGCUUAUGAUCGUCAACCACGUCAUCGCGUGUUUUUGGUUCUGGAUUGGCGACUCUGCUGGGGGAUGGAUCGAAAUGCACCACUUGCUGGAUGAGCAGUGGGAAUAUCAGUACGCCACGAGUCUUCAUUGGGCCAUCACACAAUUCACGCCCGCCUCCAUGCACAUUCAGCCGCAGAAUCUUCAUGAGCGUUUGUUUGCCUUGGGCGUGGUGGUCUUCGCCUUGGUGGGCUUCUCCUAUGUGGUGGGAAGUAUAUCUGGAUCACUCGCACAGCUGAGAGGCAUGACCGAGAACCGGGCACGACAGUUCUGGGAGUUGCGACGGCAUUUGCGGAAGAACAAGGUCUCCAUCACCCUCAAUGCACGGAUCCAGAAGUACGUGGAGCAUGUGCUGGAGAGCCAAGAGGAGAACGUCCCAGCAGAAGACAUUAAACUCCUCACGCUGCUCUCGGAGCAGCUCCGAAGCGAAUUGGAGUGUGAGAUUUGCAUGCCUCACUUCUCCGUUCACCCCCUCUUCGCACGGCUCUGCGUGGUCUCCCGUCACACGAUCCAUCGCCUGGCCAACAACGCGAUUCAAAAGAAGCAGUUGGCCAGGACGGACAGCCUGUUCCUCCCUGGAGAGACUGCGACGCACAUGUACAUCGUGGUCUAUGGAAGGUUGAUCUACAGCAGAAUUGACUCCAAAGGAAAUGAGCACAAAGAGCUAGUGGACAAAGGGGAGGAUUGGAUCUCGGAGCCUGUGCUUUGGACAGACAGUUGGAUCCACCUGGGCUUGUUGAUCUCCAUGACCGAGAGCGAUCUGAUGGUCCUGGAUCCGCUCCAUUUCGGUCGCAUCGUCAACCUGAACCCCGAUGCCGCCGCUCUAGCGCACACAUAUGUGAUGAACUUUAUCAAGUGGAUCAAUUCAGUGCCGAGAGAUAGCCUGUCGGACAUUUGGCAGGGGGAGAACGUGGGCCCUCGCGUCGCCGGCUUCAUGGAGCUCGACGAGAACCAGUUUCGAAGCGCAAAGAGCCUGGCAGCCAAGCUGAUGAACUGGCAGAAGUGA